This is a messenger RNA of Nematocida homosporus, 705 nucleotides long. RefSeq lists its product as uncharacterized. The record is from RefSeq and is a predicted model, not a curated record. The coding region runs from base 1 to 705 and encodes 234 amino acids. The transcript has a single exon. Gene Ontology annotation, biological process: regulation of transcription by RNA polymerase II; cell differentiation. Lineage: Eukaryota; Fungi; Microsporidia. Gene Ontology annotation, molecular function: DNA-binding transcription factor activity, RNA polymerase II-specific; RNA polymerase II cis-regulatory region sequence-specific DNA binding.
AUGAGUCCCGACAAGCAAAACUUAAAUAUAAAUAGGCCAAAGAGGAGGCGUGUGAUGGUUACCAGCCCAGAUUCUUACUUCGAUAGUUUCCAUAAGACUCCUCAAGGUGAAUUCAAGAAUACUUACUACAAUCCCUUCCAUGUCAAGCCACGUAAGCGCACUAGCAAAGAACAACUUGAAGUCCUGGAGAAGACUUUUGCCACUAACAUUAAACCGGAUGCCGCCCUCCGUAAAGCCCUCGCCGAUAAACUAGGCAUGACCCCACGUUCAGUCCAGGUCUGGUUCCAAAACAAACGAGCCAAAGUCAAAAACGAACGCCAAGCCUCCCCCAAAGACCUUUCCCCACCCCCCACUCGCGCCGAAAUUGAAAUAACCCCUUCCCUCUACGCUAAACCCCCCCAAGAACUAUCAGAGAAAACAAAAGAAGACUACGAAUGUUUCUUACUAAACUAUCCAGGAUUUAAUCAAGAUUAUGAAUGCGCCGCCCUCCCCUCCCGUCCCUUCCUAGAAGACUUACCCGCCUUCAAAGAAGAAGAUCUCCAAUCCCUUGAUAAGCUUAUUUUAGGUGAAGAGAAUUCAAACGAAUCAGGUAAUGUUAAAAAGAAACCUAAACCAAGCAAUAACCCCCCCUCAAACUCCUCCUACUGCAGUUUCUACUCCCUAGCUAACAGCCUACAUUUUGAUCCAAGUAACUAUCUUAAUUAG